CCCUGGCCAGAGGGCUGGGAAAGGCAAAGGCAGCAAACGGUGACAGGGACUAGCAGCUGUCAGUAAACGCUCCGAACGGCGGAUUGUGCCGGCGCAGCAGUCGCCAAGGCAGCUCCGGGCUGCCCCCGCCUCCGCCUCGCUGAAAUCCCUCGGCAGUGCGAGCAAAAGCGCCGCCUUGACAGCAGCCGCCGCCACUGCCCCCGCCCCCGCCGCAGGGCGCAGAGCACAUCGUCCCUGGGCCCGGCGCGGCAGGACAGCGACCCCCACACCAUGCAGCAGGAAGCGGUCAGCUGCCGCAUGAGCGGCGCGGCCGGGGAGCCCGGCGCCCCGGGGGCGAUCACCCUGGAGGACCUGGACCGCAUGGCCGAGGAGCCGAGCCCCGACUCGCCUUAUCACAGCAGCGGCUGCGGCCAGGGGGACGAGGCCGAGCAGGAGCGCCUGCUCAGCUACUGGCAGAGCGUGGGCAGGGGGCACCAGGUGGACGUGCCCAGGGACAUGGCAGAGCCAAUCCAGCAACUGACGAGAAAUAAUCAACCUCAGGAGAGAGAAAGUAUCCCAUUUACACUGAUACACCGCAAAGAAAAGUUUGGGGAAGUGCUUUACGAAAAACGUCAGUAUGGAAAAGCUAAAUGGGCUUGUAUUAAAAUGCAGGAGGAACAGUAUGAACAGAGCAUAUGUCUGGGAUUCAUGAAGCUUAUGAAAUAUAUUUGUGAGCAGAACUCUUCAGGAUUGUACUUGGGGAUGACUAUACCUAUUGUGACUCUAGUGCAUACUAACGAAUCUCACUCAGAGUUAACACGUUCAGUGACAGUCGCAUACUACCUGCCUGAACUACUGCAGGAGCAGCCACCUCAGCCUUAUGAUUCAGACAUAAUUAUUGAAGAGUGGCCUCCUACUGUUGUUUAUACUAGGAGCUUCAGAGGGGUCACCAAUGAAGACUCUAUAAUGAGAGAAAUAAACUUUUUGGCAGAACUUCUGGAGAGCCCUGAGCUAUGUUUGCAGAAUAUGUUCAUUGUUGCAGGAUUCACCAAUCCAGCUGCUGCAAAUCGACACAAUGAAAUAUGGUUCCUGCAAAGACCGUAGCCUCCCACUUCUGAUACCUAGCAUUAACCAAAUUCAGUAUGUACACAAUGGCGCACUUAAAUUUGCAAGUGAAUCAUGUCAGGCUAGUCAACAGCUUUAUAAGUCUUUGUGAUAAAAUAUACACAAUUUUUAAUCCUACUUUCCUAAACUACAUAUUGCAGUCUGUCAAAUUAGCAUGACAAUAAAUCCAAUAUAGUUAAUGAGCCAUCAGUGUUAAUAUCUGAAAUUUUACUGCCAAUUUUGAAAAAAAAGUCUUAAGAAAUUGUGUAUAUUAGAUACUUCAGUUUUACAGUUUAUCCAUAUUUCUUUGAGAUUUAUAGUACUUUUCAAAUUGAUUCAUGUGAUCUUCUUAAACAGGGGUAAAGUCAAGUCACAAAGGUAUACUUUAUAAAUUCUAGUGUUAAACUGAACUGUUUAGAUUUUUUAAAUAUUAACAUAUUAAAUAUUUUUCCACUACAGCAUCUCUAGGGUGCCCUAAACAUUUAGCUUCAGAUUUUCAAAAGUGCUCAGUGUUGGCCCAACUCUGCUCAAAUUGAAGACCAUAAUAAAAGUUGUGAGCAGAGUUUAGUCAAUGCUGAGUGUUUUUGAAAAAUCCCAUUCUUGAGUACAGGUUUUCCCCACUUUUCUCAAAAAGAUAUUUAACCAAAGUAUGUCACCUUCGAAAUUGUGUGUCCACGAUGCGAAGAGUCAGUUGCAUUGCUCAUUCAAGUUUGGUUAGUAAAUAGUUCAGUUUUUCAUUUUUUUAAAAUUCACUACCACACCCCAAUGUAUGACUGAAUACGGUACACAGCAGACAGAAGAUAGGCAUCAUUCCUGCUCAGCUAUUCAACUUACUGAGCGACGUGAACUUUAAAAAGUAAAGCUUUGCCUAGAUAUUCAGAAUAUAGUAAUCAAGGCAGAUUAAUUGGCAUCACAGAAACUUGAAGGAAUAAGUCUCCUGACUGAAAUAUUGGUAUUUAGGGGUACAGCUUGUUCAGUAAGGACAGGAAGGGCAAAAACUGAGGAGGUCCAGAUGGAGAUGGGAGGCAGAUCAGCUGAAAGUCUCUGGGUAAAGAUAAAAGGGGGAGAAAAUGUGUGUGACAUCAUGGUAGCAGUCAAAUAUAGACCACCACGAAGAGGUGAUGAGGAAUCUCUAGAAAAGACAACAGAAAUAUCAAACACAAGACUGGAUGGUAAUGGGGGAAUAACUAGGUAGACAUCCGUUGGAAAAGUAAUAUGGCAAAGCACAAGUUAUUGGAAGGUACUGGGAACAACUUGGUGUUUCAGAAAGUGCAGGAAGUAACCAAGGGACAGCCAUUUUAGACCUGAUUCCAACCAAUGAGGAGGAAUUGGUAGGGAAUCUGAGGGUUGAAGGCAAUUUGGGAUAGAAUCUACCAUUUCUUGAUCAGUUUAAGGAAAGAGGAGGGAGAGCAGCAGAAUAAGGACACUGCACGUCAAACAAGCAGACUUUAACAAACUCAGAACUGGCAGGUAAAGUUCCAUGGGAAGAAAAAUCUAAGCGAUGAAGGAGUUCAGGAAACCUGGCAGUUUCUCAAGGAGACAAUAUUAUAGGCAGAACAGUCAUCUAUCCCAAGUGAAGGAAAUAUAGGAAGAAUAGCGAGGGUCAAAUAUGGCUCCAUCAUGAGAUCUUCAAGGACAUGAACAUCAAAAAGGAAUCCUACAAAAAGUGGAAACAUGGACAAACUACUAGGGAGCAGUACAAAAAGAGGAACAGCACAAGCACAUAGGGACAAAAUCAGAAAGGCUAAGGCACAAAGUCCGUUACACUGAGCAAGGGAUAUAAAAGGCAAUAAGAAAAUGUUCUUUAGCUAUAUUAGAAGGAAGAGAAAGAUGAAGGAAAGCAUAGGUUCUCUACUUAGCAGGGAAAGAAAGCUAAUAACUGAUGACAUCACCAACGCUGAUGUGUUUAAUUCCUGCUUUGCUUUAGUAUUCAUUAAAUACUCAACAUAAUUAAUAUUGACAACAAGAGGGAAGGAACACAAGCGAAAAGAAGAAAAUAACAGGUUAAAGAAUAUUUAUCUAAAUAAAUGUAUUCAAGUUGGCAGGGCUGAUUAAAUUCAUCCUGCAGUACUUAAACUAGCUGAAGCAAUCUUUGCGCAAUUUGCAACUAUCUUUGACAUCUUAUGGAGGUUGGGUGAGUCCCAUAGGACUGGAGAAGGGACAAUGUAGUAAAUAUUCUCUAAUAAACUUUUAAAUCUAGCUUUAAAAAGGGAAACAAGAGGACCUGAGGAAUUCUAGACCACUCAGCCUAACACUGAUACGUGAAAGAUGCUGGAACAAAUUUUUAAUCAGUUUGUAAGUCCCUGGACGAUAAUAAGGUUAUAAAAGAUAGCCAGCACAGAUUUAUCAAGAACAAAUCAUGCCAAAUCAACCAAACUUAAUUCUUUGACAGGGUUAUUGGAGGGCUAUUAGAGAGUUAUAGGAGGAAAGAUGUGAUAUAUCUUGAUUUUAGUAAGGCUUUUGACACAGAUCCAUAUGACAUUCUCAU
Messenger RNA from Gopherus evgoodei (Goodes thornscrub tortoise), 3571 nucleotides. RefSeq names its product heme-binding protein 2-like. Bases 271 to 1083 code for a protein of 270 amino acids. The record is from RefSeq and is a predicted model, not a curated record. NCBI's taxonomy places the organism in Eukaryota, Metazoa, Chordata, Testudines, Testudinidae. The transcript has 5 exons.